UUGUGUUCCAGUCCUCCUGCUUUGCCCAAGAGGAUUGGGAGUGGAGUGGACACCAGCAGAAGCACCAUUUAUUCCUGUAGAGAUUAGAAACAAGGAGCUUAUUGCCCUGCUUGUCAAGGCUCAGGACAGAGAGGAGGAAGAAACAAGUAUAAAGGUUUUGGUUUUGGAAAGAAGUUGGAAUCUCCUGACUCUGGGACCUUAAGAUCCACAAAAUUGCUGAAAGAAAAAGUACUACCUUAUUGAAAGGAUGAAGAAACACGAAAGGAUUAUGACUACAUGCUGGAUCAUCCAGAAGAGUACUACAGGCAUUACUACCACUACUACAGCAGGCGCUUAGCUCCUAAAGUGGAUGUUAGGGUAGUGAUUUUGGUCAGCGUGUGUGCUAUUUCAGUGUUUCAGUUUUUUAGCUGGUGGAAUAGCUAUGAUAAGGUAAUCAGCUACCUAGCCACUGUGCCCAAGUACCGCAUCCAAGCUACGGAGAUCGCCAAGCAGCAGGGACUGCUCAAAAAAGCCAAAGAAAAAGGCAGAAACAAAAAGUCCAAAGAGGAAAUUCGUGACGAGGAGGAGAACAUCAUAAAGAACAUUAUAAAAAGUAAAAUAGAUAUAAAAGGAGGCUAUCAGAAACCCCAAAUACGUGAUCUUCUCCUGUUUCAAAUUAUCUUAGCUCCUUUUCAUCUGUGCACAUAUAUAGUCUGGUAUUGCCGGUGGAUCUAUAAUUUUAACAUCAAAGGCAAAGAAUAUGGGGAGGAAGAGAGACUAUAUAUCAUACGUAAAUCUAUGAAGAUGUCGAAGUCUCAAUUUGAUAGUCUAGAAGAUCAUCAGAAAGAAACUUUUCUUAAACGAGAGCUCUGGAUAAAGGAGAAUUAUGAGGUCUACAAACAAGAACAAGAGGAAGAAUUAAAGAAGAAACUGGCAAAUGACCCCAGGUGGAAGAGAUACAGGAGAUGGAUGAAGAAUGAAGGGCCUGGACGGUUAACAUUUGUGGAUGACUGAAGGCUGAUGGAAUGCUACUAUGCCAAACCCUAAUUGUGAUAUUAUUUUCAUAAACUGAAUUAUUUUAGAAAGUAUCAACUGCUCCUCAGCAGCAACUAAAAUUCCUCAAGAAUUUUAAACAGAAUGUAGAAAUUUAAACUUUCCCUUAAAACUUUAUACAUAAGACAUUUAUGAUUGUUCAGUUUUUAUACUCUAUUUGUGGAUUUGUUAAAAGAUUUGAUGUGAAGAUUUAUUAGUUGCCAUUUAAAAAUUUUAUAUGUUUGGUUAAAAGAUUUGACAUGAAAAUUUAUUAGAAAUCAUUUAAAAUUUUUUUUGUGUUAAGUGUUUAUUCUUCAAGAGUGUUUCCUUAUUCUUUGUUAUAGAGCUACAUUUUUCUGCUUUCAUGGCCUCUAUGUUUUCACAAAACAAAAAAUUAUAAUAGAAUUUAAUUACAUUAUUGUGAGUGUCUUUCUAGACACAAAUUUCUCCAGCAGAAUGAUUCAACUAUCAUGUUGUCUUCAUUAUGGUCAUUACAGGAUUGAAUUAUGUUGAAAAUAACCUCUCUAGGAGAGUAGAAUGUCUUUAUAAUAUUUCUCCCCCAGUCAUUAUAAUCUCAUUAUAAUAUUCUCAUAAGAUCAGAAACUCUCCACGAGAGUGAGUCUACCCUCAUGUCCUUGUAGGAUGAUAUUGAUUACAGUCUCAUUAUAGGACUAUAACUGUAUUCUCAAACAUUUCUCCAGAAAGGACCUUGUAAAAAGGUGUUUUGUACAACAUUGCUCUUUUUUUUCUUUUUCUUUCUCUCUCCAGUUUUAAAAAAAUGGCAGGGCAGAAGUGGUAUACCGAAAAGUUGUUCAUAUAUUCUGAAGUCCUUGAGCAGUGAAAAAUCCAUUGUAUAUGAUAGCAUUUACAUGCAUUUAAACCAAAAGAAGAGGUUCAUGGCUGUGUGCUGUUCUAUCAACCAAUGAAACAAAUAUUUUUAUACCUGUGGAAAUGAAAGUAAAUGAUACAUAAUUUGACUGAAUCAAGCAUGAUACUGCACCAAAGUAUGGAUACACAUUCAUGGUAGUGAAUCAAUAUUCCUGUUAAAGGAUUUAUCCCAUUGCUUCAUAUUAAUAAAAUGGUUGCAAUUUA
Messenger RNA from Galeopterus variegatus (Sunda flying lemur), 2103 nucleotides. RefSeq names its product DnaJ (Hsp40) homolog, subfamily C , member 25 (gene DNAJC25). The transcript is spliced from 4 exons. Gene Ontology annotation, cellular component: endoplasmic reticulum membrane. The record is from RefSeq and is a predicted model, not a curated record. Bases 277 to 993 code for a protein of 238 amino acids. NCBI's taxonomy places the organism in Eukaryota, Metazoa, Chordata, Mammalia, Dermoptera, Cynocephalidae. Gene Ontology annotation, biological process: protein folding.